AUGGCACCAACUACAAUGAUUGUUUGCACAACAUCAAAAUGGCUUUUUGAUUCCAUGGAAAAGAAUAUGCCCUUGAAGAAAAAAUCAUUGAAAUUGAUGAAGCCAAUAGCCUCCUAUAAGAAAGACUACGAUGAUGCAACAAAAGUUUCUUGCAUCAUGGUCGCUACAAUGGCUCCUGAGUUGCAGAGGUUCUAUGAGGACUACUGGCCAUAUGAGAUGAACAAUGACCUUGAGGAAAAGUACCACAUAAGAGCUCGUCAAGAGAAAUAUGAAGUGGUCAAGUCCUUCAUGGCUUGCAAGAUGAAAGAGGGAGAGUCUGUUUGCAACCAUGUGCAGAGAAUGCAAAGAUACAUGGAACACAUUAUUAGGCUCAAUGUGCAUUUUGACGAGGAGUUCGCCAUUGACAUGAUCUUGAACUCCUUGCCAAGUUUUUAUGAUCAUUUCAUAUUGUCUUAUCAUUUAAACAACACAGAAACCACGUUGGCCCAACUCCACAACUUGCUACAGAUUGCUGAGUCAGAAACGAAGGGAAAGAAUCCAACCCUUCUGGUAAUGCUCCUGUUCUUGCCAUUGGUAAAGGCAAAGGGAAGAAGAGAAAGGCUGCUCCCAAAGCUAACUGGAAGAAGAAGUCCAAUUUUGGGUCUUCUAGAAAUGGUCCAAAGAAAAGGACCAACUCAGACAUUCGAGUUUGUAACACCCCAAAACCGAUAA
Molecule: messenger RNA, 711 nt
Organism: Lactuca sativa (garden lettuce)
Lineage: Eukaryota; Viridiplantae; Streptophyta; Magnoliopsida; Asterales; Asteraceae
Source: RefSeq, a predicted model, not a curated record